UUCCACGUUUCUCUCUCUUCUCUCUCUUCUCUCUCUCUCCUCUUUGCUUUUCCGUCCCGGCAUUCUUACUUUUGCGCCUCCGAAAGCCGAAAUUGUGAUCUUCCUGCAAGGUUUAAUCCUCUUCUUAAGCUUUAGGCUUCUAGGUAUCGGGGUUUUGUCCCUAUUCUGCAAUUACAAAGUUCUGAAGUUUCGAGGAUCGCCUAAAGAAGAGUACAAUAUCAUCCUAUUGCCUGGGUUUGGCGAUUAAGGAGCUGGCACAAUCAUCUCAUCUCUCAAAAGCUGUCGUGGUUUCUGAGUCGUCGAAUCAAAAUUCGAAAUGGAUGCAAAAGGCAUUGCUUGGGUCGGGCGUUUGUACCAAAAAUUCGAAACUAUGUGCCUCGAGGUAGAAGACAUUAUAUGUCAGGACACUGUUAAAUAUGUUGAGAAUCAAGUGGAAGUAGUUGGGGCAAGUGUCAAAAGGUUCUAUUCUGAUGUCGUGCAAGAUUUACUUCCCCCAGCUGAAUUGAAUGAUGAGAAGAAAGUGGCAGUUUGUAGUUCAGCUCUUGAAAAAUAUGAAAAUGUUGUUAUAGUUAGGAAACCCGUGAGGGGUAUGAAGAUAGAGCGUUCUAAAGCUGAUGAAGAAAAGUCUACUACGAACUUAAAAGUCACUACCGACACCAAAAGAUAUAUUGUCCAUAAGCUGCCUCUUCGAGACAACCAUGCCAAUAGUCCCUUAUUGGCGUCCUCUCCAUAUUCUGCUAGCAGUGCCCAAAUUGAUGGGUAUUCCAGAAAAAAGGAUGAUGAUAAUAUACGUCAUAAGCUUGACCUAACAAAAGGGUGCGAGUCUCUAACUGAGACUACUACAACAAUCCUUGAGAAGAAAUCUGCAAAUGAGGUAUCAUCAUGCUGUGUAAUCUCGAAUAGACAAUGUGAAGCUUUGAGCGAGCUAGCAGGUAAUACGGGAACCAUGUUGUCGGUCGAGGACGCAAGGUGUGAUUCGUUAGUGCAGAGUUCGAAUGAGACUGGAAUUGAGUCGGACAACGUAUCAUCAUCGAAAUCCAUUGGGGACGAUAAAAUGGAGACAAGACCUCUAUCGUAUGGUGAUUCUUCAGCGGAGUUAGAUGGAAGAUCAGGUUCAUGGAGUCUUGAUGAAAUUGAGCAUGAGGCUACUGUCCUUGAACAUGUAACAGACGAAAUUCAACAAGCAGAUGAAAUGAAACUAGACGAAGCCUGCGUAUUGGUGAACGGAGUUGACUUUCCUUUCGAUUCGAAUGAAGAAGUCGAGCAUAGAACUUACAAGAAGAAGAUAGCUGGAGCAUUCUCCUUCACAAAGAAGUCAAAGAGGAAGCAAGAAUACAAAGAGCUAGCGUUGAAGCAUGGUUAUGGCUCCGGUAAGUUCCUGAACGAACAACAUGAACAGAAACUACUAACUGAAGAUGUUUCAGAACACGAUUGGCAGCUUCUCUAAGCUUGGAAUCUGCAAGAACAGAUUCCAUGGUUGUUAAAGCACUUGAAUGAACCUCAUGUAUAAAAAAUAACCCCCCAGUGUGAGAAAUCUGCAAAAACAAAUAUCAGAAUCUCAGUGUGCAGAAGCAUUAUAUAUUUCAUUAUAUGAAAGUGGCAAGAACCAGUUAUUGUACCA
This is a messenger RNA of Cucurbita pepo subsp. pepo (vegetable marrow), 1621 nucleotides long. RefSeq lists its product as uncharacterized. The record is from RefSeq and is a predicted model, not a curated record. Gene Ontology annotation, cellular component: phagophore; autophagosome. NCBI's taxonomy places the organism in Eukaryota, Viridiplantae, Streptophyta, Magnoliopsida, Cucurbitales, Cucurbitaceae. Gene Ontology annotation, biological process: response to stress.